Messenger RNA from Prorocentrum cordatum, 459 nucleotides. The record is from the annotation of a GenBank genome assembly. NCBI's taxonomy places the organism in Eukaryota, Dinophyceae, Prorocentrales, Prorocentraceae.
GUCAAGGCGCACCAGAACCCUGAAGGACUCCACGGCAAGGAGCUCUGGCGCUACUGGGGCAACUGCUACGCCGACCGGCUGGCGAAGGAGGGGGUGCUCCAGCAUCUGGACGUCCUGGCGAAAAUGGGCAUCCACGACGCUGCGACGACGGAAUGGGUGCGCGUGGCCUCUGCCGCCCCCACGCUAUCAGCCUUUAUGGCCCUCGGCCAGAGAGCUGCCGGGCCCGCUCCAGAAGGUGCCGCGCCCGCCGAGCGCCCCCCGUCUGUGGCGGCGCCACCGGUCAGUAUGGGGGUGGUUGCGGGUGGCUUUGCACGCGCUGCUGCAAGACCUUUGAGGACGGGCCGCAGGCGCAGGCGCAAGGGGUCUGCGCCGCGCUUCCACGAGCAGUGCGCGCCAGUACCACUCAGCACCACUCGACGGAGGGACGCCUCCGCAACUUCUGGCUGGCGCGAGUUCUGA